Protobothrops mucrosquamatus (brown spotted pit viper) is the source of this 2501-nucleotide messenger RNA. RefSeq names its product pescadillo ribosomal biogenesis factor 1 (gene PES1). Lineage: Eukaryota; Metazoa; Chordata; Lepidosauria; Squamata; Viperidae. Gene Ontology annotation, biological process: maturation of LSU-rRNA from tricistronic rRNA transcript (SSU-rRNA, 5.8S rRNA, LSU-rRNA); ribosome biogenesis. Gene Ontology annotation, molecular function: RNA binding. Bases 49 to 1800 code for a protein of 583 amino acids. The record is from RefSeq and is a predicted model, not a curated record. The transcript is spliced from 15 exons. Gene Ontology annotation, cellular component: nucleolus; PeBoW complex.
GCAAGGGGAGCUUCACGUGGACGAAGGCGGCGGGCAGAAGCGGCCACGAUGGGCGGCCUGGAGAAAAAGAAGUACGAGAGGGGUUCAGCCACCAACUAUAUCACCAGAAAUAAAGCUCGGAAGAAACUGCAGCUCAGCCUUCCAGAUUUCAGGCGACUCUGCAUCCUCAAGGGGAUUUAUCCCCACGAGCCCAAACACAAGAAGAAGGUGAACAAGGGAUCAACAGCUGCUCGGACUUUCUACCUCUUGAAAGACAUAAAGUUUCUUCUCCAUGAGCCCAUUGUCAACAAAUUCCGGGAAUACAAGGUGUUUGUCCGCAAAUUGCGUAAAGCCUACGGGAAGAGCGAAUGGAACACGGUGCAGCGCCUGAAAGACAACAAGCCAACUUAUAAGUUGGAUCACAUUGUCAAAGAGAGAUACCCAACCUUUGUGGACGCCCUGCGGGAUUUGGACGAUGCCCUCUCCAUGUGCGUCCUCUUUUCCACCUUCCCACGCACCGGCAAGUGUCACGUCCAGACCAUCCAGCUCUGUCGACGGCUGACGGUGGAGUUUCUCAACUUCGUUAUCGCCUCGCGCGGUCUUCGCAAGGUCUUUCUCUCCAUUAAGGGCAUCUAUUACCAGGCUGAGGUGCUGGGCCAACUUAUCACCUGGAUAACACCUUAUGCCUUUUCCCACAACCACCCGACAGAUGUGGAUUAUAGGGUAAUGGCUACUUUCACUGAAUUCUACACAACCCUCCUUGGCUUUGUCAAUUUUCGUCUUUAUCAGUCCCUCAACUUACACUAUCCUCCCAAGAUUGAAAGCCACUGUUCAGCAGAAAGCAAGUUGGAGGAUGGAGAAGCUUAUGCCUUGGACUCUGAGAGCACGUUGGAGAAACUGUCCGCUCUCAGCACUAGCCUGGCUCGAGUUGUUGCCCCCAAUAUAGAGGAUGAAGCCGAAGUGGAUGAGUUUCCCGUGGAAGGAGAGACUGCAGAAGAAGAAGAAGCCAGGCAGAAGGAGGAGAAGGACCUGGAGAAACAGAAGAAGCUCUUUGAAGGACUGCAGUUCUUUCUCAACAGGGAGGUGCCUCGAGAACCCUUAGCUUUUGUCAUCAGGUGCUUUGGGGGCAAAGUGUCGUGGGACAAGUCCGUCUGCAUUGGCGCUACCUACGAGGUUACGGAUCCAUGCGUCACCCAUCAGAUUGUUGACCGGCCAAAUGUAGAGCAGCAGGUAGUUGGAAGAUACUACCUCCAGCCUCAGUGGGUCUUUGACUCGGUCAACGCCAAGAUGUGCCUUCCAGUGGCUGAUUACUUUCCCGGCGUAAUGCUGCCUCCUCAUCUCUCCCCGUUCGUCUCGGAGAAGGAAGGGGACUACAUCCCUCCGGAGAAGCUGAAACUUUUGGCCUUGCAAAGGGGUGAAGAACCAGUCGCAGAAGAUAGUGAAUCCGAAGCGGAAGAGGGGAGCAGUGGAGAGGACGAAGGCUCGGAGGAAGAGGAGGAGAAGGAUUCUGACCAAGAAGAUGAAGGGAAACUACGGAAGAUGGAAGCACAGAGAUCUCAGAACAAGAAGCUCCCAGUGAAGGUGACCCCCGGCCAGGUUGUGAAGGAGGAUAAGCAGCGUCUGAUGCAGGAGCAGCAAAGUGAGGAGAAACGGUUGGCCAUCAUGAUGAUGAAGAAACGGGAGAAAUACCUCUACCAAAAAAUAAUGUUUGGGAAGAAGCGCAAAACUAGAGAGGCAAACAAACUGGCAGAGAAACGGAAAGCUCACGACGCAGCAGUAAAAUCAGAAAAGAAGAAAAGCAAGAAGGCACGGCGGGAAUAAAAGAGCCCAUCUCAUUUUGGGCUAUCAUUUCAUAACGUAGCCCUGGAAAGGGGACCUGGGACCUAAAGCCAGAUCUUUCCCUGGGAGGUGGACAGGAUUGGAAUCCCUGAUUCUGUAGGUGUUUGGCCUGAGUCCCCUCUCCAAAGCAGAACUAAGUAGAACUGGGUCUACAAUAACCCUGAUUUCUUUAGGAAAACCCAUUCUACUGAAAAGACACGUAAAUUCUCGGUUCCAUUCUGUUUCUCUCUUUAUGACGGCCGCUGUGUCAGCCUCAGUGAGAUGGUCAGGCAGAUCUUCAAUCUUGGAUGGAGAAAUGUUAUUUUUGAGGAGAGAAAUAGUCACUAACAACCCCUUUGCCAAGGACACAUGAAAUAGCAGGCAUGUGAACAAGGUUCCCAUCUGGAAUCGAAAAAUUGGUUGGCUGCGUAUUCUGAGCAGAUUCCUCUUCUCCCCCAUUAGUUUUGGCACAGAAUAAAACAUUUUGAGGCUCUUGCCUGACACACCAUUUUAAGUGUCAUUUUCUUGCAAUGUAUGUAAAUAAAAUAAAAUCUUGAAUUACGAUAGUUCGGCUGUACCUUGGAGGUUGACCUCUAGCCAGCAAACAUGGCUCCUUUGUGGUCAUUGUGCUGUCUGCCUUUGCAUUUCAGUUGCAAAUUACGGCAUGGUGAAUGAGGCUUCAUUAAACUGAACUUUAAAACACA